This is a messenger RNA of Ananas comosus (pineapple), 3286 nucleotides long. RefSeq names its product chaperone protein ClpB3, chloroplastic. NCBI's taxonomy places the organism in Eukaryota, Viridiplantae, Streptophyta, Magnoliopsida, Poales, Bromeliaceae. Gene Ontology annotation, molecular function: ATP binding; ATP hydrolysis activity. The transcript has 10 exons. The coding region runs from base 99 to 3065 and encodes 988 amino acids. Gene Ontology annotation, biological process: cellular response to heat; protein refolding. Gene Ontology annotation, cellular component: cytoplasm. The record is from RefSeq and is a predicted model, not a curated record.
AGGAAAUAUAUUUAUUUCCUCUUUACCCCCUCAACAAUUCCUCUAUUCGCAGCGAGUCCCUCGCCGGACCCUAAACGAAACCCCCCUCGCCUCCGCCGAUGUCCACCGCGCUCGCCUCCGCCGGCGCCGGCGCAGCUGCCCUCGUCCCCGCUCCGUCGACCUCCUCCUCCUCCUCCCCCUCCCUCCCCCUCUCUGUCUCCUUCGCUCGGCGCGGCGCCGCGCCGAGAGCCGCGCCGCCGAGGGCUCUGAGAUGGUCCGGAGCGCGCGGCCUCGGGGGGAGCGAUGCGCUCUUCGUUAAGAGGUCGGGGAGGUCCCGGAGGGGCUCGGAAUCGGUCGUUGUUAGAUGCGAAGCGCCCAGGGAUGGGAGGAUUACCCAACAAGAGUUCACCGAGAUGGCUUGGCAAGGAAUUGUUUCGUCGCCUGAGGUGGCGAAGGAGAGCAAGCACCAGAUUGUGGAGACGGAACAUCUGAUGAAAUCCUUGUUGGAGCAAAAGAAUGGGCUUGCUCGUCGCAUCUUUUCCAAAGCCGGAGUUGAUAAUACCAAGCUUCUAGAUGCUACCGAGAGGUUCAUCCAGCGGCAACCUAAAGUUUUGGGUGAAUCGGCCGGUUCUAUGUUAGGACGGGAUUUAGAAGCUUUGAUUCAGCAAGCCCGGGAAUACAAGAAGGAGUACGGUGAUUCAUUUGUUUCGGUUGAGCAUCUAGUACUUGCUUUUGCAGACGACCGGCGUUUUGGGAAACAACUCUUCAAGGAUUUCCAAAUUACCCUUCAAACUCUAAAAUCUUCUAUCGAGGCAAUACGAGGACGGCAGAAUGUUAUUGACCAAGAUCCAGAAGGCAAAUAUGAGGCCCUGGAGAAAUACGGGAAGGACUUGACGGCUAUGGCACGUGAAGGGAAGCUUGAUCCGGUUAUAGGGAGAGAUGACGAAAUACGCAGAUGCAUACAAAUUCUGUCGAGGAGAACAAAAAACAAUCCUGUAUUGAUUGGUGAACCUGGUGUUGGGAAAACUGCAAUAUCAGAAGGGCUUGCCCAGAGAAUAGUGCAAGGGGAUGUUCCGCAAGCUUUGAUGAAUCGCAGGCUAAUUUCCCUCGACAUGGGUGCUCUCAUUGCUGGAGCAAAAUAUCGUGGAGAAUUCGAAGAUAGAUUGAAAGCUGUGUUAAGAGAAGUGACUGAAUCUGAUGGGCAGAUAAUCCUUUUCAUUGAUGAGAUUCACACCGUCGUGGGAGCAGGGGCCACAAACGGUGCCAUGGACGCAGGCAAUCUGCUGAAGCCAAUGCUGGGGCGGGGUGAGCUGCGCUGUAUUGGUGCAACAACCCUUGAUGAGUAUCGCAAAUACAUCGAGAAAGACCCUGCCUUGGAGCGGCGUUUCCAGCAAGUCUUUGUUGAUCAACCAUCGGUCGAGGACACAAUUUCAAUACUGCGCGGAUUGCGAGAGCGCUACGAGCUCCACCAUGGUGUCCGCAUCUCCGAUAGUGCUCUCGUUGAGGCUGCGAUUCUAUCUGACCGCUAUAUUAGCGGGCGGUUUUUGCCCGACAAAGCUAUUGAUUUGGUCGAUGAGGCAGCUGCUAAAGUGAAAAUGGAAAUUACAUCUAAACCGACUGCUUUGGAUGAGAUUAAUCGUGCUGUAUUGAAGCUAGAGAUGGAACGACUCUCUCUCAAGAAUGAUACAGAUAAAGCAUCGAAAGAUAGAUUAAAUCGCCUCGAAGCUGAGUUGACACUGCUCAAAGAGAAGCAGGCACAACUAACUGAGCAAUGGGAGAAGGAAAGAUCAAUAAUGAUGAGAAUUCAGUCUGUUAAGGAAGAGAUCGACAGGGUCAAUUUGGAAAUUCAGCAAGCGGAACGCGAGUACGACCUGAACCGUGCUGCUGAACUCAAGUAUGGGAGCCUCAUCAGCUUGCAACGCCAGCUUCAAGAAGCUGAAAAGGAGCUCGAUGAAUAUCAAAGCUCGGGCAAGUCCAUGCUCCGCGAAGAAGUCACCGGAAACGACAUUGCCGAAAUUGUGAGCAAAUGGACUGGAAUCCCUGUUUCCAAGUUACAACAAUCUGAGAGAGAGAAACUACUUCAUUUGGAAGAAGAGCUGCACAAACGCGUAGUAGGUCAAGACCCAGCGGUCAAAGCAGUGGCCGAUGCGAUCCAACGGUCGAGAGCGGGCUUAUCGGAUCCUAACCGCCCUAUCGCAAGCUUCAUGUUCAUGGGUCCGACUGGUGUCGGGAAAACCGAGCUGGCGAAGGCCCUGGCUUCUUACAUGUUCAAUACCGAGGAAGCGCUAGUUCGAAUAGACAUGAGCGAGUACAUGGAGAAGCACACGGUUUCUAGACUAAUCGGGGCCCCGCCCGGUUACGUAGGGUAUGAAGAAGGCGGCCAACUCACCGAGACGGUUCGCCGACGGCCGUAUGCCGUCAUUCUCUUCGACGAGAUCGAGAAGGCCCAUUCCGAUGUGUUCAAUAUUUUCCUGCAGAUAUUGGAUGAUGGUCGGGUUACCGAUUCCCAAGGUCGGAAAGUGAGCUUCACUAAUACGGUUAUAAUCAUGACAUCGAAUGUGGGAUCGCAAUACAUACUCAACAUGAACGAUGAGGUCGAAUCGAAGGAAAACACUUACGAGAUUAUUAAGAGUAGGGUGAUGGAGGCUGCGAGAUCGAUUUUCCGGCCGGAGUUUAUGAAUCGGAUCGACGAGUACAUCGUCUUCCAGCCUCUGGACCGCGAGCAAAUAAAUAUGAUUGUAAGGUUACAGCUGGAGCGAGUUCAACAAAGACUCGCGGACCGGAAGAUCACAAUCCAAGUCACCGACGCGGCCUUGGAGCUCCUGGGAAGCCUUGGCUAUGACCCCAACUACGGCGCGAGGCCCGUCAAGCGCGUGAUUCAGCAGCACGUCGAGAACGAGCUCGCUAAAGGAAUCUUGAGGGGAGAGUUCAAAGACGAGGACACCAUCUCAGUGGACACCGAGGUUAUGGCGUUUUCCAACGGCCAGCUCCCGCAGCAGAAGCUCGUCUUCCGGAAGCUGAAUCCAGAGUCCUCUUCGGGCCACCCGGCUUCCGAGGGUGAAAAGGCAUUCCAGCCGAGCCGUUGAGGGGUUUCUUCGACUUCUGUUUUCAGCUAUUUCGCCGUAAAAUAGUCUUUUACAAUGUCAUGGCGUAGUGAUGCUGUACUAAGCCAAAAAAAACUAACCAAAUGCUUCUCCCUCUUAAGCAUAUGGUAUGGUACAAAAGGAAAAUAUAUGUAUACAAUGUGGAUUUUUGGCUACUUUUGUCUUUUAUUGUAAAUGUAAAUGCAAUUUUUUUCUGCAUUGUU